GUGAAACCUCAGCUAGAAGAAAAAGAAGGGAAAACCUUUGAUGUCUUCACUGCAGUGGAGUUUAAAACUCAGGUGGUUGCUGGAACAAACUACUUCAUCAAGGUAGGGGACACGUGGCAAUGGGAUUUUUAUAUUUAUGUUUAA
Messenger RNA from Mesitornis unicolor (brown roatelo), 144 nucleotides. RefSeq names its product cystatin-B-like. The annotation marks the transcript as partial. Gene Ontology annotation, molecular function: cysteine-type endopeptidase inhibitor activity. The record is from RefSeq and is a predicted model, not a curated record. Gene Ontology annotation, cellular component: cytosol. The transcript has a single exon. NCBI's taxonomy places the organism in Eukaryota, Metazoa, Chordata, Aves, Mesitornithiformes, Mesitornithidae.